Symbiodinium necroappetens is the source of this 480-nucleotide messenger RNA. NCBI's taxonomy places the organism in Eukaryota, Dinophyceae, Suessiales, Symbiodiniaceae. The record is from the annotation of a GenBank genome assembly.
AUGGCAUGCCACCUGGCCUCGGCAUGGCUGUUGCAGAACGGAGCAGGCAGCAUCACAGAGCCGAAGAAGCAGGAAUUGCGGGGCAUUCUGCUUGAAGACUUUGACCGGCUACUAGGGUUGCCCGGUCCACGGCCAGCGGCGGUCGAGGAAGAGAUUCAGCUCUUCUUGGCAAGCGGCCGUGCUUCAGAAUCCAAUUUCGGCCGCCUUCAACGGAGGGUAGAGACGCGGCUCGCGGGAAGUAGCAGGUCUGAGAGCAAUUACAGCCACAUCACAGAGACUUCACUGCGCCCGUCUGGUUGUGUGAGUGCACGAGAAUCGUCGAGCCGUGCGUUUCGCGAGGCAGCACCUGCACUGCCUGCACUAGCGACACGUUGCUGUGGCUCGUUCUCACCCUUGAUUGCAGGUGAAGCGGGAAGCUGCAGGCAGCCAAGCCGGGUUUCGCUGUUCAUGGGGGAAGGCUUGAGUAGAGGUAAGCCUUGA